AUGGGACCCCCGGGACCCCCGGGACCACCCCCGGGACCACCGGGACCCCCCCCCACGGGACCACCCUGGGACCACCGGGACCCCCGGGACCCCCGGGACCACCCUGGGACCACCGGGACCCCCGGGACCCCCGGGAACACCCCCGGGAACACCCCUGGGACCACCGGGACCCCCCCCACGGGCCCGCCCCGGCUCCGCCUCCCUGCGCCGCCCCGCGACCCCCGCGACCCCCGGGAACACCGGGAACACCCCCCCAUGGGACCCCCGGGACCCCCGGGACCCCCCCCCUAUGGGACCGCCCCGGCUCCGCCUCCCUGCGCCGCCCCGCGACCCCCCGCGACCCCCCGGGACCACCCUGGGACCCCCCGCGACCCCCGGGACCACCCCCGGGACCACCCUGGGACCACCGGGACCCCCGGGACCCCCGGGACCACCCUGGGACCACCGGGACCUCCGGGACCCCCGGGACCCCCACGGGAACACCGGGACCACCCCCCCCUGGACCCCCGGGACCCCCCCCACGGGACACCCCCCACGGGACCGCCCCGGCUCCGCCUCCCUGCGCCGCCCCCGCGACCCCCCGCGACCCCCGGGACCACCCCCCAGGGAAACCCCCGGGACCCCCCCACGGGAACACCGCGACCCCCGGGACCACCCCCGGGACCACCCCCCCAUGGGACACCCGGGACACCCCCACGGGACCCCCGGGAACACCGGGACCCCCACGGGACACCCCCCACGGGACCACCGGGACCAGCCCCCAGGGAAACCCCCGGGACCCACCCCGGGACCACCGGGACCCCCACGAGAACACCGAGACCCCCCCACGGGACCCCCCCGGGAUCCCCAUGGGACCCCCUUCCCCCAGGACCCCCGGGAACUCCACGGGACCCCCCGGGAUCACCGGGACCCCCCACGGGAACCCCCCCACGGGACACCCCGGAAACACCCUCGGGACCCCCACGGAACCCCCCCGGUACCACUAGGACACCCCCGCGACCCCUCCACGGGACCCCCGGAACCACCGGGACCACCCCCGGGACCCUCCCACGGGACACCCCCCCACGGGACCACCCCCUAGGGAAACCCCCCCACGGGACCACCCCGGGACCACCGGGACCCCCGGGACUCCCUCGGGACCACCCCGAGACCACUGGGACCCCCACGGGAACACCGGGACCCCCCCCACGGGACCCCCCCCGGGACUCCCGGGACACCCACGGGACACCCCCCGCUCCCCGGGACCACCGGGACCCCCACGGGAACACCGGGACCACCCCGGGACCCCCCCACGGGACCACCGGGACCCCCACGGGAACACCGGGAACCCCAGGACCCCCCACCGGGACCACCGGGACCCCCCCCCCCCGGGAAACCCCCGGGAACACCCGCGGGACCACCGGGACCCCCACGGGAACCCCCCAGGGAAACCCCCCGCACCACUGGGACCCCCGGGACCACCGGGACCCCCCGGGACCACCGCGACCCCCGUCACGCCCCCGGAACCAGCGGGACACUCCCCAAGGGACCCCCCUCGGGACACCCCCGGGACCACCGGGACCCCCGGGACGCCCCCAGAACCACCGGGACCACCGCGACCCCCGCCCGCGACCCUCCCCGGGAACACGGGGGACUCACCCGGGACCCCCCCCCCGGGACCCCCAUGGGACCACCGGGACCACCCCCAGGACCUCCGGGACCCCCCCGGGAACACCGCGACCCCCCCCCCCCCCCCCACCCUGCGGGACCACCGGGACCCCCGAACCGCGGGACCCCCCGACCACCGGGACCCCCAAAACCGCGAGAUCCCCGGGACCCCCGACCCACGGGACCCCCGAAAACCAAGACAUCCCCGGGAUCCCUCAACACGCGGGACCCCCGACCCACGGGACCUCCGGAACCCCCAAAACAGCGAGAACGCCGGGACCCCCGACCCGCGGGACCCCCGGGACCCCCGACCACCGGGACCCCCAAACCGCGAGAUUCCCGGGAUCCCCCCCCCAGGGGACCCCCAAAAGGGUGGGACCCCCGAACCACGGGAUCUCCCAACCCGUGGGACCCCCGAACCACGAGACCCCCGGGACCCCCCAGCCCGGGGACCCCCGACCCACGGGACCCCCCAAACCGCGAGAUUCCCGGGAUCCCCCAACCCCCGGGACCCCCGACCCCCGGGACCCCCGGGAACCCCAAACCGCGAGACCCCCGACCCACAAGACUCCAAAACGGGCGGGACCCCCCGAUCCCCGGGACCCCGAACCACGAGACCCCCGGGAACCCCAAAUCGUGGGACCCCCGACCCCCGGGACCCCCGAAAACCGAGACAUCCCCGGGAUCCCCCAAACCGCGGAUCCCCCCGAUCCCGGGACCACCAGUCCUGGGACCCCCGACCCGCGGGACCCCCAAAAACCGCGAGAUCCCGGGACCCCCGACCCACGGGACCCCCGGGACCCCCUCAGGCCUCCCCCGCUCCAUGGGGCUCCCCCUCCCCGUGUCCCCCCGUGUCCCCCCCCGUUGUCCCCCCCCAUGUCCCCUCGGUGUCCCCCCCGUGUCCUCCCCCCAUGUCCCCUCGGUGUCCCCCCCGUGUCCCCCCUCAGGGCCGCCCCCGCCGGGCCCUGA
Passer domesticus (house sparrow) is the source of this 2616-nucleotide messenger RNA. Its product is annotated as basic proline-rich protein-like. The record is from RefSeq and is a predicted model, not a curated record. The transcript has a single exon. The coding region runs from base 1 to 2616 and encodes 871 amino acids. NCBI's taxonomy places the organism in Eukaryota, Metazoa, Chordata, Aves, Passeriformes, Passeridae.